AGCUUCAAAAUGACUAGCACUGAUACUCUUUGGAUCUCGAUAGUAAUAAUUUCGCUCUUUUCCUUCGUAUAUUCUCUAGAUCCAUGCAAGCAAUAUACCGUUAUAUCGAAUCAACAUGAGCGGUCAUCUGGAUACACUUUAGCGGCUAACGGUUUGGCAAUAUCUGACAGUUUCCUAGCCGAGGGAUGGUACAGGUUUAGCAGUGGUGGGGGAAACGACAUGGUCACGACGGCGCCAAGUUUGUCACAAUGUGGAACUAUCUAUCCAAUAUGGUUAAAUGGACGACUACCAACAGGGCUGGGAAAGAGUGUUGACAGUGAAGCUUGUGUUGUUGGAAUUAUCAGUUCAUGCGAAUCUAAAAUACGCAUCAAGAUUCAAAAUUGCAAUGGAUUUAGGGUUUACUACUUGCGACCACCUCAAAGCCAAGCAACCGGAUAUUGCAUUGGUGAAGACACAAGGUGUCCAUCAGGACAAGGAUCAGAAACAGGUUUUACUCCAUGUCAAGUUGUCCCGCAUAUCCGUGUAUCUACCAACGUUGCUGUUGGUUUGGAAUCUGGAAAAACAUACAUACCAUCUUUUGGAGCAUCUUUAGAGGCUGUUUUCAAAUGCAAUUUUCGAAAUCCAAGUUCCUCCUAUUAUUAUGAUGUUCAUUGGUUCAUCAAUGGUGAUGAAGUAAAGAUUGUUAAGAAAAAGCCAUAUCGAGAUAUUCAGCAAACCUGGCUUCGUCCUGCUGACUGGGUCGAAAAAUACAACCUGAAUAUGAUUGUCAAGUGCUCUGUACGAGUGCGAACAACUUCGACUGGCAUUCCUGCGAAUCACAAUGAAAGUCCUGACUAUGAGGCUGGAAUAUUUCCGACAGAAAAGCGAAUUCAUAUUAAAGAAGGUGCACCUCGAGAAAUUCAAUUCAGGGUCACCGUACCUGUAGGUUGUAUAGGAGUAAACCGCCAGCACCAGUGCUCGGUUGGAGUCUACCUCAGAACACCAGAGUAUCAAUCUGCUGGGAAACAAUGCAGUAACUAUGCAAACAGGAAUAGCAUAUCUUUUGACAGGCAUGGUUGUGGAAUAGAAAUUAACUCACUGUCAUGGAAUUCAAGGAAAAGUCUAAACAUCACUGGAAAUGUAGAUAAUAUGGUUAACAAAGACGAGAGAGAAAUAUUUAUCAGACUAGGCGUAAACAACUCCAACACAGAAGAUGCGUCUCGGGUAUGGGACAACGUAACUAUUCCAGAUAUUCAGGUGAUGAUCUCUGAUGCUGACAUUGACAUAUCUCAUAAACGAUGCAGUGUUCAAACAGACCCAAGAAUGACCACUUUUGACGGACUUCAUUGGAAUGCAGUUCUUGAGGGGGAAUUUGUUUUGUACAGGCACAAGACAAGGGAUAUCACUGUUCACUUACUGACGACAAGAUGUAGUGCAGAUUCAGGAGGAAGCUGUUCUUGCGGCAUUGCCGUUAAGGUGGAGGAUUCUCUGUUCGUUUAUCGUACUUGUCAAGAGGUGUCGUACAAAUAUGUCAAGUCUUUAACCAUUCCUGCAGUGACAUAUGAAAUAUGUGAUGACAAACAUAUGAGAAUUGACAAUCGGCCAUUAGGAACAACAACAAUAUAUCUUCCGGGUGGCACCAAAAUCAUAUAUAACCCUGGCUUUUGGAGUAAUGCACACUUCUUACAUGACACUACUAUAUACCCUUCAAUAUUUGAUCAAAAUAAAGUGGAAGGUCUAUGUGGAAACUUUAAUGGUGGACGUAAUGAUGACAUAUUGCAUGGAGAAGCAAAUUUUCAAAGACACUGGAGGGUUGAUAGCUCGAAUAGUCUCUUCGGAGUUAACCCUGUACUGACCCCUCAUCACAACAUACGAACAUACUGCUCAUGUACUCAUGAAAUAACAAAUUCCAAGGACCCUUUGAGCGGCCAUCAUGAUAUCAAAUGUGGUAUUGAUCAACCAGUUGUUGAAUGUGCUCAUCAAAACGCCACUGCUCCUUUCACCAACACAUGUAGAAGACAUCAGCGUAAGAAGCGAUGGGUUACUGAUAUUGAAGAUAGUAGUAGGCGCGUGAGACGAAGUGUAAUGGACUCCGACGAUGUGGUGGAUGAAGCGCCUCCUUUAAAAUAUGACCCCGACUUUGAUCCCAACUACAUACCUCCGGUUGGAGUUUGGAGGAAUGGCUGGAACGAAGCAAAAGCCCGAUCACUAUGUGAGCAGAAUAUAAUCCACGACCCAGCAAGGGCAGAGUGUGAAACCUAUAUCAACAUCACACAAAUGACAGUGACUGCUGUUGAAGAAUGCAUUCUUGACAUAAGGGAUUCCGGAACGGCUGAUUGGUUAGCAUCAACUGUAACAUCUCUAAAACGUCACUGUAACGUAGAAAUUCAAAAAUAUGAGAAAUUCUAUUUGAAAAACGAUACACAGACAAAGUCUAUUGUGGAACUAUUCAGCAAAAAAGUGUGCAUGAAUGAUUGCUCUGGAAAAGGAGUUUGUGUGAACGGCGAAUGUUCAUGUAACACCGGAUACAUUGGAACUGACUGUUCAGUGUUUACGAGAAUCCCUCCAAAUGAUACAUCAAUACCGGAAGAAGGAUUAUGUAGAAAGAGUAUCCGGCGAUGUCAGAAAACUAACAUCAUGGGUUUGUUCUACUCGGAAAUCAUUCAUGUUCGUUUUGGAUAUUUUGUUGUGGAUGAUUCAGGGAGAUCAACAACUCAUUAUACAACAGAUUCUCGAGCAACUUACCGAUCAACUGCACUCAUAACUGUGGACAUUCCUACUACUCGUAAGAAGCGUCAGACAGCUGUAAAUCAGAAGGCAGAUGGAUUUGAAAUCAGCCUCUCCUAUGAUGGAAUAACAUUUGGUAGACCAAUGGCUUUCCUCAUCUUUGAUGAUCUCUGCUUUAACUGCAAUUCAACUGUGACAUGCUCAAAAUUGAGCACAUGUAAAUCGAGUGGUAACAAAGUCACAAAGUUAACCAUCAACAUUGAUCAAAACGGAACCAAUACAACUUUCAUCAUUUCUGGUGUUGUUGGUGGUGUUAUAGUUUUGAUCAUUGGAAUUUUGGUUUAUGUUAAAUGCAAAAAAACACAACAAAAGACAGGACCAUCUUUCUCAGACUCUGGACCAGUCGAGUGUAGUGCACCACCCACUUAUCAAAGUGAAAAGAUGCCAUAUUACAAAUAUUAGUUAUUUACAUGUUUUUGAUUUCAUUGUUUUUAUCAUGAAACUAAUUAAUAUUUUGUGGAAUGACCAAUGAGAAAUAUUUGAUUUACUCCUAUAUACAUGUAUUCUUUAAGAUGUCUGUGAUACUUAGAAAUUUUGAGUUAGUUUUUCAUCAGACAAUCUUAUGUCUAUUGGGUAGAAAAGGCUUGAUGAUCUUUCAAUGAAAAGAUUAAUUCUCUUUCCUUGUAUGUGUGUGAAAAAUAAAUUUUUUAUUUUAAAAGCAAACUAAUUAAACUGAAGGAUUUUUCAUACACAUAAUGCGAUAUAUUCAAGAUACAGCGUAAAAUCUGUAUAAUAUGGAUAUUGUUGUUUUUAUAGUUGUCUACAUUAAUUUUUUUUUUAAAUAUCAUAUUAUGUAGUAAAUCAUAUAUAUUAGUUUUUCUGUGGCCAAUGAAGGAUUUAUAUUUCUUAUGUUAAAACAUUGCUUUGUGAGUCCUCUGCUAGUUUCUCAAUUAAUGGGAAUUAUGAUGUCCAUAAAUAUUGAAUUUCAUUUAUGGAAAUACAUGAGUCUAUUGCAACACUUCACACAUGAAUGUUUUUCAUAAGUGCAUUAUUUACAAAAUUUGCAUUGCCAGAUCACAGGGGCAUAUAUGAAACUGUUUCCUCGUUGUAUCACACAAUGUAUUAAUAGACUAAGAUAAACAAUCUCUAACUGUUAAAGUAUAAUUUGAGAGAGAGAGAGAUGAAAAUGAUUCACGUUUUAAAUAAUUCUUCAAAUAGUACAAAUUGACGAAAUACAUGUACUAGUAUAUAUCUUCCAAGUUUAAGAUUCCUGCUUUUAAUUUCCACACACAACAAUUACUGUCUAUUACAAAUUAUAUAUCUGGUCAAUACCGGAUGCUUACUCCUUCUAGACACCCAAUAUCACCUCUGGUGUUUCAAAGGUCAAGGUUUGAAUGCUCUCAAUUUUGUAUUAUUUUACGAAAUUCUUACGAAGUGUUCUUUAUCUCCAAGUUUCCCCAUUCAAAAUUUGUAAUACACCAUAUUUUUCUGUCAAGUUGAAAAAAGUCUGAGCACCUUUGAGAGAUGAGAUACAUUGAAACAACAUAGGUUAUAUUUAUCAAAUUGUCAAUGUUGAAAAAUCUAGAGCAAGAAUAGAAUAUAAUAUUCAUAGUAUUAAAGAUUGAAACCCAUGGUCAGCAUAUACAGUAAGUAUUUGUUACAAAAAACAAUAGGAAUUACGUAUUUCAAUUAAAAUUCAUUUUCUAUACACAGAAAAAGUUCGCCCAUGUAAUUUUUAGAAAAAAUACUUUCCACAUGGGGAGAACAACUGAGGGACACAAAUGUGAGAAAUUUGACUGGAGUGCGAUUUCCCAAUAUCAACCAACAAAUACAUGUGUGAUCUCCAAAACACCGGUAUUAUAUAUGUAAAGUGAAUGUCGGGACUCGGUGGUGUCCAGAGCUAUUUAGUAAAUUUUGCAUGUGAUAGCUAACAUCAUUCAUUGUAAUUUUAUGUGAUUUAGUGUAAAACAUUGAAUAUUGAAUAAAGUGCAGUUUGUGUGUAAAGAA
Ostrea edulis (European flat oyster) is the source of this 4713-nucleotide messenger RNA. RefSeq names its product von Willebrand factor D and EGF domain-containing protein-like. The transcript has 18 exons. Lineage: Eukaryota; Metazoa; Mollusca; Bivalvia; Ostreida; Ostreidae. The record is from RefSeq and is a predicted model, not a curated record. The coding region runs from base 10 to 3168 and encodes 1052 amino acids.